Molecule: messenger RNA, 6327 nt
Organism: Hipposideros armiger (great roundleaf bat)
Lineage: Eukaryota; Metazoa; Chordata; Mammalia; Chiroptera; Hipposideridae
Gene: CCND2
Product: cyclin D2
Exons: 5
Coding region: 286-1155 (289 amino acids)
Source: RefSeq, a predicted model, not a curated record
CAGUUUGCGUCACUGCUUCGGAGAGCAGAAGAGGAGAGGGAGCCGGGGCGAGCGAGACGAGUUUGGAGGGGAGAGCAGGCAGAGGCGACGGCCCCCGAGGCUCUCCUCUCCCCCGCCCGUCCCUGUCCUCUCUUCUCCCCCAGCUCCUCUCUCUGCCCUUAACUUUCCCCCGAAAACCCCUAUUAGCCAAAGGAAGGAGGUAAGGGGAACUCUGUCUCCUCCCUCCUCCCAAAAAACUUUUCCAUUCCGGAGAGAGCAGGGGACCGAGUGGGCACCCGGCUGGCCAUGGAGCUGCUCUGCUGCGAGAUGGACCGGGUCCGCAGGGCCGUGCCGGACGCCAACCUGCUCUACGACGACCGCGUUUUGCAGAACUUGCUCACCAUCGAGGAGCGCUACCUUCCCCAGUGCUCCUACUUCAAAUGCGUGCAGAAGGACAUCCAGCCCUACAUGCGCAGGAUGGUGGCCACCUGGAUGCUGGAGGUCUGUGAGGAACAGAAGUGUGAGGAGGAGGUCUUCCCUUUGGCCAUGAAUUACCUGGACCGCUUCUUGGCUGGGGUCCCGACUCCUAAGACCCACCUGCAGCUCCUGGGUGCCGUCUGCAUGUUCCUGGCCUCCAAGCUCAAGGAAACCAUCCCUCUGACAGCAGAAAAGUUGUGCAUUUACACCGACAACUCCAUCAAGCCUCAGGAGCUGCUGGAGUGGGAGCUGGUGGUGCUGGGGAAGUUGAAGUGGAACCUGGCAGCUGUCACUCCUCACGACUUCAUCGAGCACAUCUUGCGCAAGCUGCCCCAGCCCAGCGAGAAGGUGCCUUUGAUCCGCAAGCACGCCCAGACCUUCAUUGCUCUCUGUGCCACUGACUUUAAGUUCGCCAUGUACCCGCCAUCGAUGAUUGCAACUGGAAGUGUGGGCGCUGCCAUCUGUGGGCUCCAGCAGGAUGAGGAUGUCAGCUCACUCACUGGUGAUGCCCUGGUAGAGCUGCUGGCCAAGAUCACCAACACAGACGUGGAUUGCCUCAAGGCCUGCCAGGAGCAGAUUGAGGUGGUGCUGCUGAACAGCCUGCAGCAGUUCCGUCAGGACCAGGGUGAUGGAUCCAAGUCGGAGGAUGAACUGGACCAAGCCAGCACCCCUACAGAUGUGCGGGAUAUUGACCUGUGAGGAUGUCAGUCAGGCCGAAAGGGAGAGACGUGUUCAAAUGUGCUCUCUCCUUCUCUUUGGUUAUGUUUUGUUCUUUAUGUUUUAGGAUGAAACUUUAAAAAAAAAAAAAAAAGAAAAAGAAAAAAAAAUUCUGUCCCCAUCUAGAUCAUAUUGAAAGGUCUUUUAGAAGUGAGAGAAAAAGGUCCUAUGAAAAUGGAAUAAUUAAAAGCAUUUGGUGCCUAUUCAGAAUACAACAGAAGGGAAUCCCUUUGUGUAUGCGGACAGUUAUUAUUUGAUUAUGUUAAAAGCAAUAGUAAGAUGCUUACAGGAAAACCUGCAGAGUAGCUAGAGAAAAUGUACGCCUGCAAUAUGGGAACAAAUUAGAGGAGACUUUUUUUUCAUGUUAUAAACUAGCACAUAUACACCCCUUUUAGGAUAAUUGCAAGGAACUGCGUGUGCCAUUUAUGGCAUGAUUAGAUUGCAAAGCAAUGAACUCAAGAAGGAAUUAGAAAUAAGGAGUGACACAAUGGGGAGAGGGGACAAAGCAAUCUGUCAACGUGACUGAACCAUUUUGGAUGUAGAAGCACCUUUGCUCUCGACCACCUGUUACUUGUAAGUCAGGAGCAUUGCUGGAUCUCUAGUUACGAACUCUUGCUGUCUGCAGUAGCUGCUACCUAAAAUACAGGCUGGACACAGGUGAUUGAAUCCUGGGUUCCAUGUUUUUUGACAUCUUGCUUCUUCCAAACAUGGUUCAUGGUAGACACCGCCAUAUUUUCACUUAAAGUGGCAAUCUAGCUUUGACUCAUUGCCAAAACUCAUUUGAAAUUGGAGGCAGAUGAAACCAGGGGUGGGAUCUGGAAUGGAACCUUUUCUCCUAACAUAUUAAAGAGUGUAAUGUGACCGUGGCAUCCCUUAUUAGGAAAAAACUAAUUUCUGGUGCUGAUUGGUAUGUCUGGUCCACAGUUUGCAUUGUUAUAAACCAUUCCAUUCGAAAAGCACUUUGAAAAAUUGUUCCCGAGGGGUAGAUGGGAUGGUUUAUGCAAAUCAUGCUGAGUAGACCCCUCCCUUCUCUGGUGCCCCUCCCCCCACACACCCUCAGUCUGGGUACUAUUCACUUCCGUAUCUGACAUUUCUCUGGUACAUAGUUCUGGUAUUCCCUACUAGGACUCAAGAGACACCCCUUUCUGCUGACAUUCCCAUCACAACAUUCCUCAGAAAAGCCUAAAAACAAAGAUCUGUUAUCAUUUUUGAUGGCACAGAAGGAUCUUAAUUCCCACCGAUAUACUUCUCCUUUGGACAUGGAAAGAAAGGUUACCGCUGGUGCAAAGAUAGCUGAACAUCAGUGUGGCAUUCUGUUCCCUUUCCGUUUUUUGUUAAUUUCAUUGCAAAGUUGUAUUCAGUGUACUUGAAUUUUUUUCCUCUCCACUUCUUAGACACAUACAGUUUGCAAAGAGGUUGGAGCAACAACAUUUUUUUUUUUUUGCACAAUUAUAAUUGACAGGUAAUGAAGCUAUUUGUUAAAAUGUUUGCCUUUUAAGUAAAAAAGAAAAAUCAGAACAGGGCUACUUUGAAGAAUUAUUUUAUACAUGGAUUCUGCCUUGUUUCAUAGUAUGAGGGUUGAAGAUGGAGAAAAAUCUAAGGGUCUCUUAUUUUUCAUUUUAUUAUGUUCAGUUUUUUUUUUAUUAUUUUUUUUUUGCGCUGCUAAGAAGCUAAGAUCAUUCAUCCUUAUUCACAUUAACAGUACCUAGCUGUAAUGUUUUUCACAGAGUGUGCUGCUAUUUUAUAAACAUUUUUAUAAUAUAUUAUUUUACUGCUUAAAUACCAAGUCCCAAAGUAGAUGGUUGAGAUAUGAGUUCUUCGUACUGGAAAAGCCCUCCAUAGUUUGUUUUCUUCUGGUAGCGUAUUCAUGGUUGUUUUUUUCCUUUUUGGGUUUUUUUUUUUUCCUCUCUGGUUACAUUCUUCAAAGACAGAGUAUUCUUUACCUCAGGUUUACUGGACAAAGUCAAUAGCUACAAAAGAAAAUGAUUCACAUUUUUGUUUUCAUUAUACCUCACAACCACACAGUUUUCUGCUUGGGAGCCUGUGAGUAUGUAGAAAGGUGAAGGAGGCUGCAUGCCCUCUCAAGUGGACGGUGAGGUGGGUUUGGCCCAGGGUCUCACCCCAGAGACCUUUUCAGUCACAGAGGUCAUCAGGCUUCCAUUUUGACUCCGGUACCCUCAUCAUGAUGGAAAAAAUACAACUGAACCAAGGGAUUUCCCCUCUCCCCAAGGCAGACAUUCAGCACAGACACUUAUGAAGGGGGCAAGGAAGUCAUAAUUUGCACUUAGAUAUCAGGAGACAGACUAAAGAGUUCCAGCAGGCUACUUGGAGACCCUCAUCUUGCAACCUUUUCUAAAGCAGGGCUUUCAUCACUUAGGGUCCUCUCACCUUGGAAGGACCUCGCCCUCCCCUUCCCUUCCCUGACAUGGGCAUCCUGGUUUAGGAUGAUUGCAGAGGUUUUUCCGUCUGAACCUGCAGUCUCCCAACUGCGGCAGGAGGCACCGUUGGCCAGGCCCUCUGCUAAGCGGCACUAAAUGGUUUCUAGGCUUAAAUUGCAUUGAACUGGCACGGAUAGGAGAUUUAGGUCAGAUGAUUACUGGAUGGUAGUUGAAGGGAGGUGAUGAGGCUGCUUCUUCACGGAGAUGUGAGUCCAGAUGAGUCAGUGUCUCCCGUAGGGUGUUUAGAAGGGCUCAGGACUUGGUGAGUUAGCAUGACCCUAAAUGCUAGGGAGUUUCAGGUGGGGUAGUGGGUGGUGAAUUUUGAAGUUUUGGAGAAGAAGGUUGAACAGGCGGUAUUUUAUCAAGAGCCCACUUUGCACAUGACACUCUUCUGGGCCCUGGGAUAUUCCAUAGAAUAUAAAGAAGCCAUGGUUCCUAGAGUUCUUGGGGGUCUCGGAGCCUAAAGACAAAAUGAGGUACAAACUCAUUCCAUAGGGAUAGGCCCUUAAGCUCAAACAGAAGCAGCAAAUGAAAGAACCUGACACAUAAGGCAACAGGGCCAGUAGACUCACUGCCAUCUGUGACUUCCCACUUUUGCUGGGUGCCACUGGGGCCUUCUAGCUUUUUCUCCUACCCAUCCUCGGGGUCUAGUGGGAUAGUGGGGAAGGUGCUAGUUUGUCUGGAUUUUUCUGCCUGUUCCCUCCUUAAACAGAAGGAACCCCAGAUUGCUUACGUGGCUGAUAACCUCUCCUUGGAUCUUGGUUUCCUUGGUAGAUUUUGUCCUAGAGGAGUUCAGCUCUCCUCGUGAGUUUUUUCUUUCUCUCCUAAAGGGGUUCCAAAUGUAUCCUGGUCUUUUUCUACCUUUUUUUGUUUGUUUUUUAAAUCUUUACUUCCUCCUCUGUGUUUUUCUGUUUUUCUCCAUCAGUGGGAGCUACGUUGUUCCCCUAGCCUGCCAAAUUUUGUUCCUUCCCCUAUUUUGGCCAAAUCCUAGGGGGAAGAAUCCUAGUAUGCCAAAAAAUAUAUGCUAAGCAUAAUUCAAUUCCAUGCGGGUUCCUAACAGCCAAGAAGCCUGUAGGUGGAAGGAAGCAGGGGACAGAUCCCAGCAGAAUGUCUCCCAGGUGCUGAGAGGACAGCUCCUCAGAGAAGGGGCUGCUCUUUGAGGAGGCUUUAUCGGGGACCUGUCCCAGGACCCCGCUGAAGAGCUCGCCAUGUCUAACUGCCAAGUCCCCUUUGGUCUGCGAGCUUUGUACAAGAGGCUCUGUGCUGCCUCAUAUCAGCCAAGUUGGGGACGCAUGGCUCAGAGACCUGCAGGAGCUUAAGUGACAAGGCUGGAGGAGGAAAGAACCUGACUGCAUCACACUGCAUCCCUUUGCUAGCAGGGUGGGCUUUUCUUCAGAGGGAGUUGGAGCUUUCCUGAGGUCCAGCCCCCUGAGGGUCUCUCCAUGCUGCCCUGGGAGCUCUAGGACUGACAGGUUAAAAACAAGAAGCAGGAUUGGAUGACUUUUCUCAAAGAGGGCAGGGGAAUUUUCUCUCCAUGGGCCACAGGGAGCAGGGCUGGGAGAAGAAAUAGACUUGCACCUUAUAUCAUGUAAAUAAUGGUUUUCUAGUUCAAGAAGAUGAUAUUGGUAGUGUGGGAAUGGGAGGUAGGAAUGGGGAGGAAGUCUGAGUAAGCCAGUUGGCUUCUAAGCCAAAAGGAUUCCUCUUUGUUUAUCUUUGAGACAGUCCAACCCUGAGAAUAGCUUUAAAAGGGAAAUUAAUGCUGAGACAGUAAAGUCCCCUUAAGCCAACAGACUCUUAGCUAUAGAAUGAGAGCAGGCUUCUACUGGUGUGGGCUUGGAGCAGUUUUCAAGAGCUGCUCAUGGCAUCCAUUUGUACAAAACGGGGCAGGAAGACUCGAGGAUGUUUAUGACUUCUCACACCACAUGGCUUUUCACGAUUAUGAAUUCUGAACCCAGAAUAGUCAUUUCAGCCCGAACUAUUCUACAUUAGUAUAUUUCUGCUUUUAGACUUGCCUGGGCUAUCAGACCUGAUUCUUGGCUCAGGUUUCAAGAAGCCAUGACAAAUGUAUCCAUGCAUGUUGUAGCUGCAACAUUUAUUCUUUGCCUGCAGCCUACUUUGGGGGAAAAAGUGCCUUACUGACUGUAGCCAUUACAGUAUCCAGUGUAUUUUGACAGGUUCCUGUCCUAAGAAAAAAAAAGUUUUGUUUUUGUAAUGGGCUUUAGUUCUUAUUGCUGGCCAACUCUUCAAUCCCCAGCAAUCCCCCAGACCAUUGGAUUUUUUCCAUUAUGUUCAUUACCCUUGUACCAUGUACCUCAGAUCUCUCAGUUACAGUUUCUCGUCUUGGACUUCUUAUAUUAUUAUUAUAAUUUUUUUUUUUUUUUGCUUUAAACGAGUGUGAUGCCAUAUCAAGUCAAUGUAGUUCUCACAAUGUACUCUAUAAGAGGUGUGGGUGUUUAAUUGGUCGGGAUGCUAGCAAGUGCUAAAGUAGCAUGAUCAAUGUAAACAAAAGGUUUUUAGGAAGUAUGGAAAAAAUGUUUUAUUGGCUACGAUGGUGACAUGGUAUAGUCAGCUGCCUUUUAAGAGGUCCUAUCUGUUCAGUGUUAAGUGGUUUUUUAAAAAGUAAUAACCUGUUAUUUUGACUAGCUUAAAGAUGGAUUUGGAAAUGGUUUUGGAUGCAAUUAGGUUAUGCUAUUUGGACAAUAAACUCACCUUGACC